AUGCUCCUCUGGCUCCUGUCAGUCUCUCUGGUCCUGUGCGGUGCCGCCGCUGGGAAAGUGCGCAACCUCUGCUACGCGGCCUGCUACGGCCAUCUGCAAGCGGCAAAGCACUUCCUGGAGCAGGGCGCCGCCGUGGAUGCCAAAGACGACAACGGCUACACGGCGAUGAUGUGGGCAGCACAGGAGGGCCAUCUGGAUGUGGUGAAAUACCUCGUCGAGCAGGGCGCCGCCGUGAAUGCCAAGGAAAAACGAGGUAGCACGGCGAUGAUGUGGGCAGCACAGAAGGGUUAUCUGGAUGUGGUGAAAUACCUAGUCGAGCAGGGCGCCGCCGUGGAUGCCAAAGCCGAUUACGGCUACACGGCGAUGAUGUUGGCAGCGCAGAAGGGCCAUCUGGAUGCGGUGAAGUACCUCGUCGAGCAGGGUGCAGACGUGGAUGCCAAAGACGAUGACGGCUACACGGCGAUGAUGUUGGCAGCGCAGAAGGGCCAUCUGGAUGCGGUGAAAUACCUCGUCGAGCAGGGUGCAGACGUGGAUGCCAAAGACGAUGACGGCUACACGGCGAUGAUCUAUGCAACACAGCAGGGCCAUCUGGAUGCGGUGAAGAACCUCGUCGAGCAGGGUGCCGACGUGAAUGCCACGAGCAAACACGGCUGCACGGCGAUGAUGUUGGCAGCGAAGAAGGGCCAUCUGGAUGCGGUGAAGUACCUCGUCGAGCAGGGUGCAGACGUGAAUGCCGCGAGCAAAUACGGCUACAUGAUCUAUGCAGCACAGAGUCCGGAUGUGAUGAAUUACCUCGUCGAGCAGGGUGCCGACGUGAAUGCGAAGACCAAACACGGCUAA
Messenger RNA from Symbiodinium sp. CCMP2456, 840 nucleotides. Lineage: Eukaryota; Dinophyceae; Suessiales; Symbiodiniaceae. The record is from the annotation of a GenBank genome assembly.